This is a messenger RNA of Trichoplusia ni (cabbage looper), 1419 nucleotides long. RefSeq names its product cytochrome P450 6B5-like. The record is from RefSeq and is a predicted model, not a curated record. The transcript has a single exon. Gene Ontology annotation, molecular function: heme binding; oxidoreductase activity, acting on paired donors, with incorporation or reduction of molecular oxygen; monooxygenase activity. NCBI's taxonomy places the organism in Eukaryota, Metazoa, Arthropoda, Insecta, Lepidoptera, Noctuidae. The coding region runs from base 49 to 1419 and encodes 456 amino acids.
AUGAUAACAAGUUUUGAUUAGUCCACCCGCAAGAGUCGAGCUGACAACAUGAUAUACUUAUUUGCACUGAUAGUGCUCGUGUUGUUGUACAAAUAUACUACAAAGAACCACGAAUACUGGGCGAAACGAAACGUGAAAUAUGAAAAACCGAUCCCGAUCUUUGGAACGGAUUACAGGAAUGUGGUUGGACAAAAAAGUAUAACGGAAAUCUCUACGGAAGUGUACAAGAAAUACCCCAAAGAGCCAGUCGUUGGUCUAUUGAGAGGAACUACUCCAGAACUGGUGGUUCGAGAUCUAGAAAUAGUCAGAAGGAUUCUCAGUGUGGACUUUGCAUACUUUUAUCCUCGAGGACUCGGCAGGAACCCGGAAGUGGAGCCGAUGUUUUAUAAUAUAUUUCAUGCUGAUGGCGAUUUGUGGAAAUUAUUACGUCAACGUUUAACCCCAACUUUCACAACUGCCAAACUAAAGAACAUGUUUCCACUUGUCGUACAAUGUGCAGAGAAAUUGCAGAUAGUCGGGGAAGAGGUCGUCAACCGAGGAGGUGAGUGUGACGUGCGCGACCUCAUGGCGCGCUUCACCAUGGAGUUUAUUGGUGCCUGUGGCUUCGGGAUAGAAAUGGAUACCAUUAAUGACGAAAAUUCUCUCUUCAAAGCGAUGGGUAGCAAAAUGUUUAGACCUUAUUUCAGGAAGUAUCUUAUGAUCGCAAUGUAUGACUUAUUUCCGGAUUUCAGAAUAGUACUCCAGAAAUUACUUCGUGAAUCAGACUUAAUUGAUGCCGUUACAGUGAUUGUUAAAAAUAUCCGCGAACAAAGAAAUUACAAACCAAUUGGACGUAAUGACUUUAUUGAUCUACUUUUGGAACUCGAAGGCAAAGGAAAAAUGACAGGCGAGUCUGUGGAAAGAAGGAACGCGGAUGGGACACCAGAACAGGUAGAAAUGGAAAUGGACCUUACGUGUAUGGCGGCACAGGUGCUAGUGUUUUUUGCUGCGGGCUUUGAGACCUCAUCAUCAGCAACCAGUUUUAUGUUACACCAGAUCGCUUAUCAUCCAGAAGAGCAAGAGAAAAUUCAGGCAGAGAUCGACAGGGUGUUGAGUAAAUACAAUAACAAAUUGUGUUAUGAUUCCAUAUCUGAAAUGACAGCUUUAAGUAAUGGAUUCAAAGAAGCUAUGAGGCUCUUUCCUUCAUUAGGGACUCUCCACAGAGUGUGUGCCAGAAAAUACACCAUACCCGGUUUGAAUGUAACCCUUGAUCCUGGUGUGAAAAUUAUAGUUCCUCUUCAAGCCAUACAAACCGAUGAGAAGUAUUUCGACAAUCCCUCACAGUUCAUACCUGACAGGUUCAACGAUCCCAAUGUAGGAAGACACAAGUACGCGUAUAUGCCGUUUGGUGAGGGACCAAGAGCUUGUAUAGGUAAGUAG